Messenger RNA from Drosophila serrata, 541 nucleotides. RefSeq lists its product as uncharacterized. The record is from RefSeq and is a predicted model, not a curated record. Lineage: Eukaryota; Metazoa; Arthropoda; Insecta; Diptera; Drosophilidae. Gene Ontology annotation, molecular function: G protein-coupled receptor activity. Gene Ontology annotation, cellular component: membrane. Gene Ontology annotation, biological process: adenylate cyclase-activating G protein-coupled receptor signaling pathway.
AAUGCUAGAAAGUAAAGCUUUCUUUCUUAUUCUUGCCUUUCAGUUGGGACGCGUUCUACGCAACUUUAAUAUUACCAAGAUUAGCGAUUUGGAGCUGAUCUCCAAUACCACCGAUCGCCUGGAUAUAACCUUCCACUUCUUUGGCGUCAAAGGGGACUCACAACGCAUUCGGGAUGCCAUUACUCGAAUGGUGGAACGGGGCAGGAUAGGGAACUUCACCCUGGUGGCCAACUUCCAUCACUUCGAUGAGAAUCCGCCUCUGAGUUUGCUGGAGCUGAGCGUCAAUCAACCGCAAGCGGGUGUACGCGAGGCCAGCGAGUUCAUCAUAUCCUGCACCGCCCAGGGCUCAUCACGGAUGCAGUUCCAAUGGUUCAAAGACGGAGCUGCGGUUAAUGCCAGUCGGGCGACGAGGGAAAUUUGGACCACAGUACUGCCGCCCGAAACCAAGGAUGUCUACACCGCCAUCCUGGGCGUCACCAAGGCGAGUCGGAUCGAUGAAGGCGUCUACAGCUGCAAGGUGAGAUUACUUACAAGUGUUUAA